Pseudo-nitzschia multistriata is the source of this 2169-nucleotide messenger RNA. The record is from the annotation of a GenBank genome assembly. NCBI's taxonomy places the organism in Eukaryota, Bacillariophyta, Bacillariophyceae, Bacillariales, Bacillariaceae.
GAGUGCCGACCAAAGAAUUGUUUCCCCCGUUCCCAUGGUUUGUGGCAACAAAACGCAGCAAACAACUGCCAGCACUGUAACAAGACAAGAACCACCGCAGAAACAAAAACUCGGCAUGGCAGCGGUGGCAUCAUAGUACUGCUUGGGCCCCACUAGAUUCGCKGAUGUUACCAACCACACCGGUGUGAAAACGAAUAGUGGCGGUCGUCGUGUAUUGCAAGAAUUCAAAUGGCGAUAGCGGUGGAAGACUCUCUGUGGAUCCUCCUGGCGGGAGCCGUUCCCUUUUUCCUACCGUCGAUCGACAACGGCGACGGUGUUUGGCACUGGGAGGCCUGGAUGGUGCUCUGUGCCUCCGUUGGUUCCGUGGUUUUAUCGAAUYCGUUCUCUCCCGCGCACAGAACCAGCGGGAACCGAACCAGAACCAGACGCACCAAGCACCUAGGCGGAGGAGAAAGAGGUGCAACAAUGAGCAUUGUUUUGGUACCCGUCCUCCUCCGGGUGUUGGCCCAUUAUUCUUCCGGUGCGGCGGGCAGCGAUCCGCAAGCCCGGGGCUGCUGGACCACGUACGCCAAGAUCACGGCGAUCCUGGUGCUCCCCUUCCCAACCGCKGUGACGGCGGUGUUGUACGUGCCCGCCGUGGUUCURGAUCCGUCCAUCGGGAACCCGAUCGCCGGGCUUUUUUUCGUGGCUUGGUUUCUGGUGCUGCCAAGGAUUGCGACCAGCGGUGUGGCAAAAUCGUUUGCCUUUGGGGAGUGGAGGGUUGUGUGCCUGCUGCUCCUGGUCGCGGUUUCGGAAUACGCGGGGGCGAUGUCUGCUGCCGCAUCAGAACGGUUUCGUAGCCGUUUCACCCACCGGCACGAAACCCACCACGUCGGAACGACGGYUUCCUCCCUCUGGCCGAUGGUGGCGUUGUCGGGAAGCCUGUCUUGCUGUGCGUUUGCGUGCCUCGGCAGCAGCUUGCGGGAGAGAUUGUCGUGGUGGUGGAGGAUUGGGCUCAACGUGCUUGGGCCGCUGUUGGUUGUCGAUGCGACGCUGUAUGUGUGCACGACGCCCGGUGCUGCUGCCUUUGAGUCGACGCCGUAUCAUGAUCACUACGGCAAGUUCUUCCCUCUCCUAUCCAUUCGAUGGCUGGUAGACUUUCUGGUGGAGAAGGAAAACGACACAGAGCGAUUCUGGGGCCUAGUGUAUUGGGUUUGCGUGUUGGUCGCUUCAAGCGUUCCGACCCUCGCAAUUCUUUCGAUGGCAUCCCCGAACAAAACCGGCAAAACCGAUGCGCAAAAGAUACAGCGACAAACGACUGCACCCAAGCGGAAACCGAAACCCUCGGUGGUGGUGACCAGGAAAUGGUUCCACCUUGUUGCGGUGAUAUUGUUCGGACCCAUCACGCUGCGCCUUCCCCAGCUCAUGUCCCUGUCCUACGCCAUCGCCGCCUCGAUCCUGCUGGUCCUGGAAACCAUGCGCGGCGACGAAGCGCCAGUGCUACAGGCCUUUUACACCGCCUUUCUCGACGACCGGAAAGACUCCGGAGAUCAGGUCAUCGUGUCGCACCUGUUUCUGAUCGUGGGGUGCGCCAUCCCUCUCUGGAUCGGCCAGGUCCUCGAUGCGCUGAUUGCCGGUGCGCCGAGCGCGGAUGCGAUUGCGAUUGCAAAUGCGGACGGGGAAGCAGAGAAUGCUUUGUUGCUGGAACAACACUUUUCUGUCUUGCUGCUCCUCGCAGAGUUUGGGGUCCUCUGCAUCGGGGUAGGAGAUGCCAUGGGGGCCGUGGUCGGCAAGAGCUUCGGAACCCACAAAUGGGGUAGGAACCAGCGAACCCUGGAGGGAUCCUUGGCCAUGUGGAGCAGCAUGGUAGCAAUCGGCUCCGCCGUUCUUUGUUGCACCUCGGGGCACGGCUUCGGGGCCCUGGUGGUGGCGUCGACUCUCACCACGGUCCUCGAGGCUUUCACGAUGCAGCUGGACAACCUAGUGUUGCCGCUGUUCGGCUCUUGCGUGAUUUUAUUGCUCUCUGCACCGCCGUUGCCAUACUACGGUUAUGUUUGACCGGCAUGGCUACUGCUCAACUACCUAUUCAUAGAGAAAAAGGGUCUAUCAUGUUUAUAACUAGGWACCUUCCAGGAAGCUUUAUGAAAGAAAUUCAGUUCUCGUCGAAUCGAAUCAAAAAUAUGCUGUUUG